Armigeres subalbatus is the source of this 2394-nucleotide messenger RNA. RefSeq lists its product as uncharacterized. The transcript is spliced from 2 exons. Bases 1 to 2394 code for a protein of 797 amino acids. The record is from RefSeq and is a predicted model, not a curated record. NCBI's taxonomy places the organism in Eukaryota, Metazoa, Arthropoda, Insecta, Diptera, Culicidae.
AUGUAUUCAUACUUUAAGAGCUUUAAGGCACACGUUCUUGAGCAUCAUCCAGUGUCAGAGUUUGAGCUUGUUCAGCAUAUUGAAGUAGCUACAGAUGAAUUGCCCGACUCUAUAGAUAUUGGGAUUGAAACUGACAUAGUCACACUUAUUCAAAAUCCGCAUUUCUUCAAAGAAUCAGUCAGUUUGGAAACUAUAUCUGAUGCUGUUAAUAGUUUGAUAUCCGAGCUAAGAUGUGACGUUUCCUUACCGGAAGUUAAGCUACAAUCAUUUAUCAACGGAUACAUUACAAUAUCUAAUAGCAUUCAGCAAUAUACGAUGGCUAAAGUUAAGACAUUCUUAAUCUCGAAAAAUCUAUUAGAUGAUGCUGAUGCAAUUGUGCUUAUCAACGAAAUGCAGAUUCCUGAUCUGGCCACUGAUGUUAAAACUCCAACGGGAAAUAUAGCAUUUCUAGCAGGGAAAGCUGGUUGCUGUGUGCCUGAGCCAGUAGAAAUUGUACUCGGGAAGCAUAGGAAAAUCAAGCGUGUACUUACUUGCCGUAAUCGAAGGAUGAAAUUUCAGAAAAGACUUCGCAAACAUGAAUAUGUAUCAAAGGUAAAAGUAAUGAAAGACGUAUGUCAUUACAUCCCGAUAUCAGAAACAUUGCGGUUCAUUAUGUCAAACUCAAAAGCAAGAGCGAUGGUCAAAGAUGAGUCUAAAUUUAUUGAGGAUGGAUCUAUCGAAACAUAUCAACAAGGAACAAACUUCGAAAAUCAUCCGUUUCUUCAGCUAUACCCGACUUGUUUACGCUUAUCUCUACACAUCGAUGAAGGAGAAUAUUGUAAUGCUUUAGGUUCUCGUAGAGGCAAAAAUAAGUUGACGAACGUUUGUUUUAAAGUUCAAAACUUUGACCCAAAAAUCAAUUCAUCUCUUGAUCGCGUAUAUUUGGCGUUGACGGUGAAGUCAAGCGUACUCAAAAGAUAUGGGUAUCAAAAAGUGUUGCAGCCUUUGAUAGACGAUUUAAUUCAAUUAGAAUCCAACGAAGGUAUUCCAGUCAAAACGGAGGCUAAUAUGUGGACCUUGCGAGCGGUACUCGUGCAUGUAUUAGGCGAUACUUUAGCAAUGCAUGACAUCUGUGGAUUGUUAAGUCCAUCAGCAAACAUGUUUUGCAGAGCAUGUGAAAUUACAAGAAAAGACCUUUUAUCAGGAGAACUUGGUGAUAAAUUCACCGCGAGAACGGUAGAAAAUGUACAGAACAUCUUAGUAUCUUCUGAGAUUGGCAAAACACCAUGUAUGCUUUAUGGUAUAAAAACUAAUUGUGCUUUGCAUUCGCUAGAGUAUUAUAGGUGGCCUGCAAGUAUUACAUUUGAUCCAAUGCACGAUCUUUUAGAGGGAAUCGUUCCGAUGGUUUUGAAGAAAAUUUUACAAAACGCUGUUUUUAAUUAUAAGUUACUAACGGAGGAAUGUUUGAACCGAAUGAUUGAAAAUUUUGAUUACGGGGACACAGAAGCAAGAGACAAACCCUCAGCUAAUUUCUCUAAAUUAAACUUGCGAAGUAAAAACAAUUCUCUCUGCCAAUCAGCCGCCCAAUGUUGGCUACUAUUACGCGCAUUUCCAUUUAUUUUUCAUAAAAUUUUGGAUUCUAACCAAUUAUAUAAAGAAAUCGUUGGUACAUUAUUAAAAAUUACGUUCAUCAGUUUCUCCAACAAACUUAAUGAUCAAAUGAUCCAGGAUUUGUCAGAAUCUGUUAUAUCUUUCCAAAACUUGUUCAAAGAAUGUUUUCCCUUGGCUAACGCGAUUAAUAAAGUGCACCAUAUUGCACAUUAUGCACAAAUAUGUCGUGAAAAUGGCCCAAUUGCAAACUUCAGUUGCAUGAUGUACGAAGCAAAAUUCAAGGAGUCGAAGAGCCAAAGCAAAACAUGUGGGAACUUUAAAAAUCUAUCAUUCAGCCUUACAAAACGUUUGAAUUUAAAACAGAUAAAUUCCAUAUUAAAACAUAAUUACGUUGUAGAUAAACCAGUAAUCGUAAUGUCGUCAAUUACAAACAAAAACACAAUCGAUACAGCCGCAUUAUUAUUUGAUCUUCCUGACGAACUGACGAUAAUUAACCAUCUUAAAAUAAACGGUGUAAAUUUCCAUCCUGGCGAAGCUGUGAAAUAUGAACAAUGUUCUCUUAAACGAUAUGGAAUACUCCUGGCAAUUAUUGAUCAAGACUCAGAUAUUUUUUUCCUUAUUCAAGAACUCGAUAUAAUUGCAUUUGAUUCUUAUUUGUUUGCGUUCAAGGUGGCUUUAACACAACGGAUUGUUAGGAUAAUGUAUGAGAGUCUUAUGUCAAGGAAAAGUUAUAAUUUAUGGCAGUUAGAACAUGAGCUCUGUGACAGGUAUUUUUAUAUUAGUCUAAAAUACAACGAUGAUUAA